UUGACUACAGACAUUAGACUUCUACAACUCCUCCUUCUCUUCUUCAAUUCUCUCGUGAACUCUUCGCUUUUCGUUUUCUCUUCUCCUUCCCAAAUUCGAUUCAUCUGAACCAAAAUCACCAACCUCUGUUUCCCAACUCAGUUCAUGAGCGAGCACUGAUUGAUUCUAUACAAGAAGAACAAGAAGAAGAUUACAGUGAUGAUGAUGAUGAACAACAACAACAACAAGAAGAUGAAGCGGUUAGAAGCAGAAGAUGGCAUCAAGUGCAUUGGUUUAGGUUUCGAUCUCACCAACGAUCUCAAGCUCAAAUUCUGCAAAGCUGACUCCAACAGAUUGAUCACCAUCGACGACGACAACAACCUCCCAGGUCACGUUUCCACCCCCAAUGUCCCCAAAUCCAUCAAGUGUGAUAAAGGUGACCGCAUGAGAUUAGGCUCUGAUGUUCUCUCUUUUCAGCAGAUGUCAGAGCAGUUUAACCAGGAGCUGUCACUGUCUGGAAAGAUUCCGACGGGCCAUUUCAAUGCUGCAUUUGAUUUUUCUGGAGGUUGGCAAAAGGAUGCUGCAAAUACCAAAACUCUUGCUUUUGAUGGUGUCUCCAUCACACUCUACAGCAUUGCACUUGAGAAAACUCAGGUUGGUCUUCGCGAUCAUGUCAGACAAGCUGUUCCUUCGUCCUGGGAUCCGGCUGCGUUGGCGAGGUUCAUUGAGAAAUAUGGAACCCAUGUUAUAGUUGGGGUGAAAUUAGGGGGGACAGAUAUAAUUUAUGCAAAGCAACAAUACUCAUCUCCUGUCCAACCUGUUGAAGUACGGAAAUUAUUGAAGGACAUGGCGGACAACAACUUCUUAGGCCAGGCUGGACAGCAUAACGCUCAUGAUGGGAAGUCUAAUACCAAGGAAAAGUUUAUGAUGGAUAAUGGGCUAGAUUUCAUGGGCAUCCAACCUCGUUCCUACUAUGAAGCAGAGGUGCAGGAUAUCAAGUUCAUGUGCAAGAGAAAAGGUGGAAAUCUGAAAAAAUCUAUGACCCACAAUGAUUGGUGCCAAACUGUUUUGUCUCAGCCUGAUCUGAUAGCAAUGUCAUUCAUACCAAUAACAUCUCUACUUGGUGGAGUUAAUGGGAGUGGGUAUUUAACUCAUGCCAUAAAUCUCUAUCUACGAUAUAAACCACCAAUUGAAGAACUGCAUCAGUUUUUGGAGUUCCAGCUUCCAAGGCAAUGGGCCCCUGUAUUUGGUGAGCUUGCCCUUGGUCCUGAAAGGAAGUCACAAAAUACUGCAUCGUUACAAUUCAGUUUCUUGGGUCCUAAACUCUAUGUAAACACAACCCCGGUUGAUGUAGGAAAGAAGCCCGUAACAGGCCUUCGAUUGUAUUUGGAAGGAAAGAAAAACAACUGCUUGGCAAUCCACUUACAACACCUUUCCUCCCUGCCCAAGACAUUCCAACUUAUGGAUGAGCCUAAUGGGAAUGUGCCUCACUCUUCUGAACGCAAAUACUAUGAAAAGGUCCAGUGGAAGAGUUUUUCUCAUGUGUGUACAGCUCCUGUUGAAUCUUACGAUGAAAACUCUGUUGUGACCGGAGCUCGCUUCGAAGUUGGAGAAUCUGGUCUGAAGAAAGUUCUGUUCCUAAGACUUCAUUUCUCUAAAGUUGCGGGCGCAACGUCUUUGAAGGCAGAGUGGGAUGGUUCACCUGGCUUGACCCAGAGAUCCGGAAUAAUCUCAACUUUUAUCAGCACUACCUUCUCAGGUCCCCAAAAACAACAACCGCCACCACCACGACCAUCAGAUGUGAACAUCAACUCGGCUUUGUACCCUGGGGGGCCUCCUGUGGCGGCUCAGUCAACUAAACUCCUGAGGUUUGUUGACACAACAGAAAUGACCAGAGGACCACAAGACUCACCUGGCUACUGGGUUGUGUCUGGGGCAAGGCUUUAUGUGGAGAAGGGUAAAAUAUCACUCAAAGUAAAAUACUCUCUUAAAACCGUGAUUUUACCUGAUGAAGAAACGUCAAGUUAUUGAAAAAAUAUAAUAGCAUGUUUGAAUCAACUUCUAUUUCCUCAGAAUCAAUUCUGAUACUCGAAAGCUACUCACGAAAUCAAUUCAGGUUUUAGAAUCAAUUGUGGAAGGGUUUCCAAUCAUGCUGUGAAAGAUGCUCUCAUCAUAUAAGUCCAAAGAUACAGGCGUGUGUACAUAAUGUCCUAUUUUUUUCCACUGUACAUUUGCUCUAUUCAUUAUAGGUUACUCCUUAAUGUUGUAAUUUUUUGUGCAUACCCACACUUAUGAUCCUUUGGGGAAUUCCUUGAUGUAGUUUUGAGAAAAGCUUGUGUAAUCAUGCACAUUACAUCCUUUUGUCUGUAUGUUUUGAAUGUAGUUUUACAUAUGUAUGUGGCGUGGGUUCUUCCAUGUAGACAUUGAUGAUAAGGGCAUUCAUGUCAAAAUCCAGGAGAAGUUGUUUGC
Messenger RNA from Lotus japonicus, 2448 nucleotides. RefSeq names its product MACPF domain-containing protein At4g24290-like. The transcript has 7 exons. The record is from RefSeq and is a predicted model, not a curated record. Gene Ontology annotation, cellular component: plasma membrane. Gene Ontology annotation, biological process: regulation of salicylic acid mediated signaling pathway; plant-type hypersensitive response. Bases 199 to 2010 code for a protein of 603 amino acids. NCBI's taxonomy places the organism in Eukaryota, Viridiplantae, Streptophyta, Magnoliopsida, Fabales, Fabaceae.